AUGAACAACUCCACUAUUUCGAGCAUAACAGAUUCGCCGAAGACCGUAACUCACGACACAGGCGAUAACGCCUGGAUGAUGACAUCCGCUGUAUUGGUUCUUCUAAUGACACCAGCUCUAGCUUUCUUCUAUGGCGGUUUGGUUGAUCGCAAAAAUAUUCUAAAUCAACUGUUUCUCUCAUUCAUCUGCAUGGGUAUCGUAUUUGUACAAUGGGUACUAUUUGGCUUUUCCUUUGCAUUUGGACCACCCAUCAGUGCCGGUUUUGGUUCAUUUGGUUGGUCGAUAUUACGAUUUGGUGAAGCUAAUAAUGGUAUCUACAGUCCAACAUAUCCAUUAUUAACAUUUGCGAUGUAUCAAGGUACAUUUGCUAUUAUUACACCAGCAUUAAUUUCUGGUGCUAUAGUUGGCCGAAUGAAACUCAUUCCUUACAUGCUGUUCAUUUUCAUCUGGUCGACAGUCUGCUACGAUCCAAUGGCACAUUGGGUAUGGGGUAGUAACGGAUGGUUGAAGCAGCUCGGCACACUUGACUUUGCUGGUGGUACCGUUGUACAUAUUCUUUCGGGUGUUUCUGGCCUUGUUGCCGCAGCUAUACUCGGUAAACGAUCUGAUUAUGAUCCUCGAAGUACUGCUGCUCACAAUCUUCCAUUCACCAUCUUGGGAACUGGUCUUCUCUGGAUAGGAUGGUGCGGCUUCAAUGGCGGUUCAGCUAAUUUAGCGAAUGGUGUGGCUGCCCUCGCCUUAAUUAAUACAAACGCUGCUGCAGCUGCUGGCUUACUAACGUGGGUGAUAAUUGAUGCUAUUCGUGGACACGUCUCAAUAUCUGGUGCUUGUGUUGGGCCUAUUAUUGGUCUUGUUGCUGUAACACCAGCAUGCGGCUUCAUUCAGCCAGGAUGGGCAUUAUUUUUUGGUGUAUUCUCCACUUGUAUCAUCUAUUGUCUUCUUCUAUCCAAGAGAUACAUGCAUUUAGACGAUACAUUAGACGUAGCGUUUGUGCAUGGCGGAGCUGGUAUCUUGGGAGCUUUUAUGACUGGUUUAUUUGCUGAACAGACAGCAAAUCCAUCAGGUGGCUAUGAUGGUGCCUUCUACGGUCGACCAAUUCAACUAUGGUAUCAAAUUGCUGGUAUACUCACAGCCAUAGCAUUUGCUGCUAUCUGUACUGCUGGAAUUCUUUAUCCAUUGGAUUGGAUUAUUGGUAUUCGUUUAGCAAAAGAAGACGAACUCGAAGGUCUCGAUCUAGCUGCUCAUGGUGAAGGUUGGGAAGUUGUUGCAUCACGAGCUGUGGGUGAUUUGGUGAAAAAAGUAUUAGCCAAUCAACACACAACACGAAACGAAAUAUGUGACAACGGCACUUUUGAAUUACACUAUACUCCCACGGAUCCAACUAGACAAUCAUUUAAAGUCAAUAUUCCAAAUCUACCGAAGACGACGAACGAUUCAAUCAAUUCACCAUCAAUUAAUCAUCCCUAA
Messenger RNA from Adineta ricciae, 1467 nucleotides. Lineage: Eukaryota; Metazoa; Rotifera; Eurotatoria; Adinetida; Adinetidae. The record is from the annotation of a GenBank genome assembly.